Molecule: messenger RNA, 1911 nt
Organism: Wyeomyia smithii (pitcher-plant mosquito)
Lineage: Eukaryota; Metazoa; Arthropoda; Insecta; Diptera; Culicidae
Exons: 4
Coding region: 1-1911 (636 amino acids)
Molecular function (GO): nucleic acid binding
Source: RefSeq, a predicted model, not a curated record
AUGGAAUCAGUGGAUCGCCAGGCUACCCGACGUAGAGAAAGCUCGGACUCCUCGCUGGUAUUUUCAAGCGAGAACGCCUACGGUGUCGCGGCAUACUUCUGGAUCGAGACGCCUAGCGGUCCAGUGUGCUCUCUGGUGAUGGCGCGAUCAAAAGUUGCGCCGUUGAAGCAUCUGUCGAUUCCUCGCCUGGAGCUGCAAGCUGCCGAGCGAGGAGCUAGGCUCGCCAAUUCUAUCGUCGGAAUGCAUUCUCUGGAGGUAAAGCAGCGAUACCUCUGGAGCGACUUGAAGACAGUGCUGUCGUGGAUCCAUUCAGACCAUCGUCAGUAUAAACAGUUUGUCGCUUACCGGAUCGGCGAAAUCCUCAACCUCAUGAAAGUGGACGAAUGGCACUGGGCUCCAACGAAGGUCAGUAGAGUUGACGCGAUGAAGAAGUGGGCGAAAAAGCAUAGCUUUUGUUCUGAUGGACAGUGGUUCAGUGGUCCAAAUUUCCUCUACCAAUCGCAGAACAAGUGGCCGAAGCAGAACAGAAUCACGCCGAACGUUGCAGAAGAGAUUCGGGCUUGUAUUCUGUUUCACGAUGUUGCAGUAACAGACCCGAUGGUGGAUGUACAUCGCUUCUCGAGAUGGAAGGUGCUAGUCCGGACGGUAGCAUGCAUAUUCCGAUUUGCGACAAACAGCAGAAGAAAGCGAGACGGAUUGAGCAUCGAAGCGUCACCGACAACCGACAAGAUGAAGAAGUUUGUGAAUAAAAGCAAACCGGCAUCGACGACGCCAUUGAAACGAGAGGAGUAUUUAAAGGUCGAGACGUACCUAUGGAGAUCAACGCAGGCGGAGGCCUUCAUGGACGAGGUCAAAGCGUCAAAGAAGAAUCUGGAGCUCCCAAGCGGCAGCUGGCGACCAAUAGAGAAGUGCUGUUCCAUCUACAGCCUAAGUCCAUUUCUAGACGAGCAAGAGCUACUGGAGCACUAUCACCAGCAACUUGCCCACGGGAACGUAGAAACUGCCGUCAACGAACUGCGACAGCGAUUCUACAUUCCAAGUAUGCGGACGAGGAUGAAGCAGAUCGGGAAGGCAUGCGUCUGGUGUGAAGUAAAGAAGUGCCAGCCGCAGAACCCACGCAUGGCUCCGCUCCUGAAGUCACGUGUCACGCCGAAUUUGCCACCAUUCAGCCACACCAGUAUAGUUUUUUGUGGACCGUUUACGGUAACUGUCGGACGCAGAUCGGAGGAGAGAUAUAUCUGUUUGUUUACCUGCAUGCCAACUAGGGCUGUCCACCUCGAAGUAGCUCACAGCUUGACGACACAAUCGUGUCUAAUGGCUAUCCGACGAUUCGUGGGUCGUAGAGGCAAGCCGUUGGAGCUCUACUCCGAUAACGGGACGAAUUUCCAAGCAGCCAGCAAAGAGGUCAUGAAGCAGAUAGCGAUGGAUCUUGAAGACGCCUUCACCAAUGAGCGGUUGGUUCGCUUUCUCAAGACUGCACUGAACGUUCUCAACGGUGGGCGAAAGCUGACCGAUGAAAUUCAGUUGACUAAACUUGCGGAAGCGGAAGACUUGAUCAACUCGCGUCCACUAACAUACGCGUCAUUGGAGCCAGGAGUGGAUGAUGCCCUGACGCCAAAUCACUUCAUUUGGGGCGUCGGCGCACAGGUGGAACAUGCUGUUCAACCAACAAGCGAAGCAGAAGCUCUACGUGAUCGUUACAAGCGGCCGCAAUCACUAGCGGACGCGCAGUGGAAACGGUGGGUCAACGAGUACCUGCCGUCCAUCAACCAGUGGGAGAAGUGGCUUUCGGAGUCACCGCCACUGAGCCGUGGGGACAUAGUCUACGUAGGUGAUGAUACCAUACGGAAGAACUGGGUACGUGGCAUCGUCGUCGAAACCAUCCAAGGUACGGAUGAAAGGAUCAAGUAG